Messenger RNA from Ilyonectria robusta, 939 nucleotides. RefSeq lists its product as uncharacterized. NCBI's taxonomy places the organism in Eukaryota, Fungi, Ascomycota, Sordariomycetes, Hypocreales, Nectriaceae. The transcript has a single exon. Bases 1 to 939 code for a protein of 312 amino acids. The record is from RefSeq and is a predicted model, not a curated record.
AUGUUAAAUAUCUCCGGCCUCCCCUUGUACAAUGUCUGGUUCGGACAACACUUGAAUGGCGUGGACCAAGAGACUCUCCGUUCGCGUCGAACUCAGAUGUUGGACGACAUUGCUUCCGCAAUGGCGCAACUUGAACCUUACUCUUACUCUAGUAGUGGAUCGGUCCAAUUCGAUUCAGACUGGGACCCUUUGGGGGUCGGUCCAGUACGCCAGUUUGACCCAAAAGCAGCACAAGACUGUCAGAUCACUGAUGAUCUAUUGUAUGUCGACCAACCUGCCAUGUCAGACCCGGAAAAAUUCUACACAUUCUUGCUGGACCUGCAUCCUGAAACGAAUGCCGACCAUGGCGAGGAAAUUCUCCUCCGUCGAAUGAUCAGUUGGAUUCCUAAACCAAUAGGCCCGAAGCCAUUCGUCUUGGCCCAUCCGGAUUUCGAUGUUCAGAAUUUCAUUGUCUCAGAAGACGGCCACCUACAAGGAAUAAUUGACUGGGAUGGUAUUAUGGCAGUGCCUCGCAGUAUUGGGAAUGAGGGAUACCCAGGAUGGCUCACCCGAGACUGGGAUCCUCUCAUGUACGGUUACAAGGAGUCCAUGGACGACGGUGUGGAGCCGUUGGGUGUGUGGGAGGAUUCCCCCGAAUCCCUCAAGUAUUAUCGCAGCGUCUAUCGUCAGUCUAUGCUGAAGGCUCGAGGGACCACCGAAUCUAUUGACACCACUCGCAUGUCUCUUAUCGCAGAGAACCUACGCAUCGCAGCGUAUUCGCCUGCUUGCCGGAUUCAUAUCUUGAUUAAGAUGGUGGGUGGGAUUUUUGGGACCGAGGGCGAUGAGGCGUUACGGAAGUGUUGCGACCUUGUCAAUGCUUUCGCCGAAGACAAGGUUGAUGAGUCGGAGCUUGCUGCUAUGAAGGAUGGGUUCAAGAAGUUGUUGGAAAUGCCUAUGUAA